UCUGGCAACUCUACAAAUUUUGGCAUGGUUGAUCUUUACGGGACCGAGUGAAAUAAAACCGUUUCGUAGAAUUAUUAUGAAAAUGGAGUGGAAACCAGAACAAGAAGGACUAAGACAAAUACUAACACUUCUCAAAGAGUCUCAAUCACCAGAUACAGCAACGCAGAGGGCUGUACAACAAAAAUUGGAAGAAUUGAACAAGUAUCCAGACUUCAACAACUAUUUGAUUUUUGUCUUGACUAAACUUGUAAGUGAAGAAGAACCUACAAGAUCUUUGAGUGGUUUGAUUUUGAAAAAUAAUGUCAAAGCACACUACAACAGCUUUCUGCCUGAAGUUGCGGAAUUCAUAAAACGAGAAUGCUUAUCAGCAGUCGGGGAUCCCUCUCCCUUGAUUCGCGCUACUGUGGGUAUCAUUAUCACCACUAUAGCUAGCAAGGGAGAGCUAACAUCAUGGCCUGAACUGUUACCAGCCUUGUGUCAGAUGCUUGAUUCACAAGACUACAAUGUUUGUGAGGGUGCAUUUGGGGCUCUACAGAAGAUAUGUGAAGACACAGCUGAAAUUCUGGACAGCGAUGCACUGAACAGACCGCUGAAUGUGUUGAUUCCAAAAUUCCUACAGUUUUUCCGGCACUCUUCACCUAAAAUCAGGUGUCAUGCGAUUGCUUGUGUCAACUAUUUCAUCACGGGCCGAACGCAAGCUCUCAUGUUGCAUAUUGAUGCUUUUAUUGAGAACUUGUUCCACUUGGCAGCUGAUGAAGAUUCUGAUGUCAGGAAAAAUGUUUGUCAUGCUUUGGUCUUGCUACUGGAGGUGCGAUUGGACAGACUCAUUCCUCACUUACCUAACAUUAUUGAGUACAUGCUGGUGAGAACCCAAGACCCUGAAGAAGGUGUUGCUCUAGAAGCCUGUGAGUUCUGGCUCACACUAGCAGAACAAAAUGUUUGCCGUGAGGUCUUGGGCCCCAGACUACCAGCCUUGCUCCCCAUCUUGGUGCGUGGUAUGCGGUAUUCUGAAAUGGACGUGAUCUUACUGCGAGGUGAUCGAGAUGAUGAUGCAGAUGACGCAGAGCCAGAUCGGGAAUCCGACAUACGACCACGAUUCCAUAAACCUCGAUCACACACAGUCAAACAUAAUGCUGGAGCUGGUGACAGCAACAUGUCGGGAGGUGGCGAGUCGGACGACGAAGACGACGGCGGCGCGGACGCGGAUGAUGGCUCGUUGUCGGACUGGAACUUACGUAAAUGCAGUGCGGCCGCGCUCGACGUGCUCGCCAACGUGUUCGGCGCAGACUUACUACCUGUACUCUUCCCAAUACUUAAAGAAACACUUUUCCAUGAAGAUUGGGUCAUAAAGGAAAGCGGCAUUUUAGCCCUGGGUGCGGUAGCCGAUGGCUGCAUGGGUGGUAUGGUGCCACACCUUCCGGAUUUGGUUCCAUACCUGGUAUGCUGUCUGGCUGAACGCAAGGCCCUGGUACGCGCAAUCACUUGCUGGACGCUGUCUCGUUACUCACACUGGAUUGUAUCUCAGUCGCAUGAUCUGUAUCUGAAGCCUGUGAUGACUGAGUUACUGAAGCGCGUGUUAGACAACAACAAGCGAGUACAAGAGGCGGCGUGUUCAGCUUUCGCCACCCUCGAGGAAGAAGCGUGCACAGAGCUUGUCCCCUACUUGGGCUUCAUUUUACAAACACUAGUGUAUGCUUUCAGUAAAUACCAGCAUAAGAAUUUGCUCAUAUUGUAUGACGCUAUUGGUACACUAGCUGACUCAGUUGGUCACCACCUAAAUAAACCAGAAUACAUCAACAUGUUGAUGCCACCACUCAUCAAUAAGUGGAACUUUUUGAAGGAUGAAGAUAAGGAUCUCUUCCCACUGCUUGAGUGCCUGUCAUCUGUGGCCACAGCUCUCCAGUCAGGAUUCUUGCCAUACUGUGAACCAGUCUUCAGAAGAUGUGUAUCAUUAAUAGAACAAACAUUAAAUCAAAAUAUUGCGAACACGCAAAGUCCAGAACAGUUUGAAGCACCUGACAAGGACUUCAUGAUUGUGGCACUGGAUCUGUUGAGUGGAUUGGCAGAGGGACUGGAUGGCCACAUAGACCACCUGGUGUUCAACUCCAACCUGAUGCAGCUGCUCUACCAAUGCAUGCAGGAUCCGAUGCCUGAGGUAUAUCUUGUGCGUCAGUCGUCGUUUGCGCUGCUGGGUGACUUGACAAAAGCAUGUUUCCAACAUGUACUACCAUACAUACCCGAGUUUCUACCAAUACUCGGCAUGAACCUCAAUCCAGAACUCAUUUCUGUAUGCAAUAAUGCCACAUGGGCAAUCGGCGAAAUAAGUAUUAAAUUAGGGCCUGAAACAUCAAAGUAUAUCCCUCUAGUUUUGAGCCAUUUAGUUGAAAUUAUCAACAGGCCUAAUACACCUAAGACCCUACUUGAAAAUACAGCGAUUACUAUCGGUCGGCUAGGUUAUGUGUGCCCCCACGACGUCGCACCCGUUUUACAUCAAUUUGUACGCCAGUGGUGCACCUCGCUGCGAAAUAUUCGCGAUAACGACGAGAAGGACUCUGCGUUCCGUGGCAUCUGUCAGAUGAUCCAAGUGAACCCAGCCGGGGUCGUACAAGACUUUAUGUUCUUCUGCGACGCUGUCGCCUCGUGGUCGCACCCCAAGGACGACUUAAAGGAGAUGUUCACCAAGAUCCUGCACGGGUUCAAGAACCAAGUCGGCGAGGAGAAUUGGCGCCAUUUCACCGACCAGUUUCCCGUGCAGCUCAGCGUGCGCCUGUCUGCCAUGUGCGGGAUAUAGACGUCAACACUGCGUUAUGGGGAACCAAUGUCAGCACGGGUCGGGAAGACAUUGAGGGUGUCGCAGCAGGCGCGGCACCCGCGCGUAGGGAACACUCGCUCGGGCCGGCCGCCGCCUGUCCGCCGCGUUAUGUGCCAACACACUGACCUCACUACACUAGCGAGGAUAUUUACACAUUUGUACCUAUCGACAGAGAAUAUAAUCUAGAUUGUAAAUUGUUACACUUCAUUCUUCUGUUCGUACCUGAAAUUAUUUUUCGUUCGACGAGACGUACAUGUAGAAGCGGCGUAAUCACUUAAUGAGUGUAUUGUGCACCGAGUAUAAAGUAAUCGUAGCUUGGAUGGGUCGCGCAGGUUCUGAACCGCUCCGCUCGGCUUGCUCGACAGACGCACAACGCACAGGCCGGGGCUGGUACACACGUAUACGGUGCUAGGCUUUCUAUUCGUAUCUUGUUACAUUCACGUUGCACGGUGCAUGCUUACGUGCCUCUUUGUAUAACCAUCGUAACGAGUGUACAUUCAUUGGCCCUUUCUAGUUGUAGUUUUACUCACUAAAUUUGGUAACACGGUGAUUAUUACCGAGUUAGAUGUGGUAUAUCUACUGUAAUUGCAUGAAAUUUAGAGAUAGUUUCUAGUUUGUAAAGAAAGAUGAGACGUGUUUGUUGAAAAAUAUGAUUUAUUCUUAUUUUGGUUCUUGCAAAUUUGCUCUAUAGUUUAAAAUGUUUUAAAACGACACAUCGAAUCAUCAGAGUCUCAUCAUAGGAAUUACCUUAACAUGCAGUAGUAAGGUAAACAUAAUAUUGAUAUCGAUAAGAAAAGAUAUCGAAUCGAUACUAGUAACAAUAAAACGCUAAUAAUAAUGAUAUCGCGAGCUACUUGCGUAGUAGACAUCGCAAGUGCUCGUAUCGCCAGUCACAUCGUUCGCCUUUUGCUCGUGAUUGUUUAGCAUAGGUCGACUGAUGCCAUUCACUGCUCAACACAUACAGCACGUGUUUUAAUUUAUAAUUCACUAACAUAAAUACAGCAUAAAUGCUAUUAGUUUUAGUUGAUUUCAAAUAAACAGAGUCAUUCGGUAAUUGAUUUUGUCCAAAAGCAUUUAUCUACACCCACUAGCUAGAGCAUCGCAAAUAUAUUUUAUUACAAUUUAAAAUUGACGCGUUAACUUUUAUUAUUUUAUGUAAAUUACAAAGACUUAGUAAAAUCGAGAAUUUAUGUGAACUGUGAUUUGUGACUGGAUUUUUUUUUUGACUAAUAUAUGUGUAUGAUGAUUUUAUGUCUGUGUCAGUGUAGAUAUGAUAUACUGCUUUGAUAGAUUUUAUGAAGGCUAGAUUUCUGCUAUAUAAUAUACCAAAUAGUAUUUUUACGUUGUAUAUUGUUUAAUGGAAUUGUAUGUGUGAGUUGGCCGGCGGACGGGCGCUUGCAGCGCGACGUGUGGUGCGGUCCGUGCAACUCUCACAAAGCUAUAUUUACACAUUUUGUACUCGUGUGCGUCGUGCCCGCGACUGCCCGCUGCGCCGGUCAACUUUAUCAUUGAUAUAAACUACUAUUUACGUGUAUAUUUAAUUAAACUAAUAUUAUGUAUAUGUAAAUACAUAUUGCGAUGUAUAUUAUUAUUAUAUUCAAGUAAAAUUGUUAUUUUUUGUUUUAUAAAAAGCUAAAAGUCUGACUUUAAACACUUGUUAUAAUAUCAUUUAAUUUUUUUUUCAGAUACGGGGUCUGAAAUUAUGUAGUUCGAAUGAACAUUAGUAUAUUUAACAAAUUGCAAUCGUAGUAUAGGGAGCGUCGAUAUAAUAUGGUAUUUCGGGGAUAAAAAGAAAUUUUAACAUUCCGUAAUCUAAAUUCUGUCUUUUGGCUCAGUAUAAAACUUCAGUGUCGAGUGUUGCUAUACUUUUAUGUUUUGCGAAUCGCUAAAUUAUAAUAUUUAGAUAUACAUAUUAUAUAUACACGUCGUGAUUGUAUCGAGUAGGAGAGAUCCCCGAUCCCAGAGCCCCGCUGAGUUCCUAUCCUGAGUCCUGUCUAGUCCCAUCCCGUGUCAUGUGCCAACGAAGCCCGGAGACUCGCAGGUAGGUGUCGCGUCCAUACGGUAGCUGUUUCACGUCUCGGUACCCGUAGGAACAUUAAAUUACUGUAGCUACCUUUCGGAUAAAUUUGAGACACAUUGUUUAUUUUUUAAGUAGAAUCCAUUUUAUAUCGAUUAUAUGUAUGUUACGGGUGGCCUCGUAAUUUAUUUUUAAGGUUAGUAGAUUUUAUGGUCAUGAUUUUUUUUAAUGUAGAUGUUUGUUUUUCCUAAAAAACCGUGAUAAUAGUUGGAUAAGUGAUCGCAUGUGUGAAUGUGUGAGUGAGGCGGCAUUCGUAAGGCACUCCCUUCCUUGAGGCAUAGUUAGUAUUUUAUUAUAAAUAUUAUAGUUGUAUCGUUUGGACGAACAUUAAUUGUGAUGCAUUGUCGAUAUAAAUGUAGGUUGUUUGUGUCGCGUUAAAUUGUCAUAUUGUGUUGUGGAUUAUUGUCAAAACAUGCGUACGUUGUAUUUAUUUAUAUGAAUAUUGUAAUCACAUUGUCCACGUUAGUUAAUCAUUUGGAUUGAGCUUAAAUUAUAUUCAAUUACAGAGUUGAGCUCAGCGCUGCAAAUAUUUUUAUACUAUAGCAUUUACAUAGAGGAUCAUUCCGUUCAUGUCAUUAGAAUGAGGUUCAUAAAAAGUUUCUAGUAAACCCUUGCAACGGUCACGUGAGCCACUUUAGUGAACGUUAGGUUGACUAUUAUUUGUUGACCAUCAGCAAUUUUGGAUCAGGGCUUAAAAUGCCAAAAUUAUAUCUCUAAACGUUCUGGUGACGUAGUCCCUCUAGUGAAAAUAUACAUUACCGAAUGCCAUUAGAUGGCCACCUCGACCGUACCCAUCCUAGGCUUCUUAAUUUAUCAAACUCACUGGAGUUCUAUACUUGUUUUAUCAUUUCAGAAAAUAUUUUUAAUCUGUGUCCCAGUAACAAUAAAACAAGUCUAAUUUGUUACCCCUACAUUUCGGUAACUACCACAAAUUCAACGGCGCUUACUGUCUCUGUGGAAAAAGAAGUUUUUGAUUACUAGUAACAAAAAUUAGUUGUCUGAAUAAUGUCCUUCACCCUUAAAGCAUCAUUGCUCAUUGAGAGGAGAUAUCGGCGGUACGGAUGACGGUCACUCAUUUUACUGUAGGCGGGGGAAGACUAAACAGAAACCAUAGUAAUAACCGCAAUUUCCAUCGCAGAAUCACAGAAUUCAUAUCGCAAAUAUUAUCUAACUGCGCCCGUGCUUGAUCCGACUCAUUUAUUUAAAGUUCCAAAAACAGUAACAAAAUCUGAACACAAUGUAGACAAUGUGAGAUUCUUAUAAGUAUUUAUUCAUCUAAUAAAUAAUAUUUCGCUAAAUAAAACUAAUAUUAUUAGUUCUGCAAUUUUCGAUUUAAUUUUUUAUCCAUUAUCCAUACUAUACAUAUAUAAAUUUAAAACGCAUAAAGUCCAUGUUCUAUAUUAUGUAAUUAAUAUUUUAUUAUAUAUAUAUUAUAUUAUUAUUUUACUAGUUUUAUUUACAAAUCACUACCAUUAGUUAGUUCUCUUACAAAUUGCAAUAGGAAAUCUAUGCGUGGAACUGUAUCGUGAAUAAAAAUAAAUAUAUUUUAAAUACCUAAAUGUAAAUCCUUGUCACCUGUAGGCAAAUGUGUAAGUUGUUACAUAAAAUAACUGAAAUUGCAAAUAGUAUAUUUGUAUUGUAAAACCUACAUGAUUUCAGCAAGUCCGGUACAAAUUUGCACACCUUAAGUUAUAAUUACCUAAUAUUUUGUUGUUCGUUUUACAUAAAGUGAGUACAGAUGUAUGAAACGUAUAAUAGACAUAACCUACCUCUAUUUUAAGGCCUAACCCUAGGCAAUUUGUUCAAAAUUAACAAUAUAAAAUUAUAAUUUUGGAAGAAUAUAUUUAUACUCACUUUUGAAAUAAAAAUUCUGUACUCAUUUUAUAUAAAUAAAGUACUUAUGUAUUAAAACAUACAAAUUUAAUUGUAAAAAAGAUAACUACUUAUGUCCAUAAAGUAAUCAAAUGUUUUAAAAUCAGGAUCUGGUUGUAAUAUGAUGACCUCACAAUAGACAUUCUUUUACCAAACAUUUCGUUAAUAAAGCACUCAUUGUUCGAA
Molecule: messenger RNA, 6947 nt
Organism: Spodoptera frugiperda (fall armyworm)
Lineage: Eukaryota; Metazoa; Arthropoda; Insecta; Lepidoptera; Noctuidae
Product: transportin-1
Exons: 15
Coding region: 77-2791 (904 amino acids)
Biological process (GO): protein import into nucleus
Cellular component (GO): nucleus; cytoplasm
Molecular function (GO): small GTPase binding; nuclear import signal receptor activity
Source: RefSeq, a predicted model, not a curated record